AUGUCCUAUGUCUUUCUAGAUACUAUGCCUUGGUCAUAUGCGAUUUCCACGUUGGUUCUACAAUUUCACCGAGUUAUUAUGUAUCUUCUAACGGGAAAAUCUGAACUCGAACGAAUUAUCGCGAAUCGUACGUUACCAUUUUCGUCUCGUGUACAUCAAAUUGAGAAUUCUGUUAAUUUCACCUUAUCAAAUCCUCUCGAUGCUGAAAUUCAACAAGCCAAAUGCGAUCAGAAGAAAUCGUUAGUACACGAUAAAGUGUACGUUGUCAUACACAAAUUAGAUCUCUAUCAGAAACUAGUAAAACAAGUGGAAAGCAUCAGAUUAACAAAAGUGACGGCAACGGAUGAAAAACAUUUAGAAUUAUUCGAGAAAAUCUGGUCACGAUUAGUCACUCAAGCAGAUGAUGAUCACGAAGAAUUGCAGAUGAUUUCCAAACGUUGGACAAAGAUUGGCUUUCAAGGCUCAAAUCCAUUGACCGAUUUUCGAGGAAUGGGUUUGCUUGGUCUUCAAUGUAUAGAAUAUCUAUCACGUGAUCGAGAAACGUGUUUAACGUAUAUAAAUAUUCGCCCACCGAAUGAUUAUUCGUUUGCUAUUGGUGUCAUUAAUAUUGUUUCGUGGAUUGUUCAUUUGCUCGAACCUGAUCCGUUCAAGAAUAUUCAUUUCCAUCCAUUGUUAACACAUUUUUCUAUUUAUCCGUGUAAUCUUGACGAAUUCUUCCGACUUUUUCUACUUGUUAUGCAAGAAUGGCAUCGUUUUUGGACAGGUCAGAACGCGAAUAUAAUGCAAUUUGAACAGCUAUCGAAGAUUUUCCGAGCUCAACUACUUGCCGAAUGUCAACAAUUCCGUCCCAUUCGGCGAGGUUUUUCUGCAAAGAUUUCUAAGUAA
Molecule: messenger RNA, 885 nt
Organism: Adineta ricciae
Lineage: Eukaryota; Metazoa; Rotifera; Eurotatoria; Adinetida; Adinetidae
Source: the annotation of a GenBank genome assembly